Molecule: messenger RNA, 6437 nt
Organism: Lethenteron reissneri (Far Eastern brook lamprey)
Lineage: Eukaryota; Metazoa; Chordata; Hyperoartia; Petromyzontiformes; Petromyzontidae
Product: sperm flagellar protein 2-like
Source: RefSeq, a predicted model, not a curated record
UAUCCCGAAACAGCUGCUGCGCGAGUGGAGGGAGCUGUUUGUGCUGGAGCUGCCUGUUUACGACCCACCCGACCCAAAGGACACUUCCGAGUCCACUGUUUCAAUGGCCCACAAGGAAACACAGGCAGCGCUUGAUGAGCAAGACUUCUUAGAUUACCUGGGCAUGAAAGGAGAGUGGCAAGCUGUGGAUGGCAGUUCAGCCGUGGAGCCGCCCCCCAACAAUGCCGUCUUGGGUCACGUGGUACGGCAUAUUUGCACAUUAGUGCGUCCUCCACGGUCACUCGCACCACCCGUCGCCUUGCCUCCGUCCUCCAUCCGUGCCUGCGUUCUGGGAAAGCCCUUCUCGGGAAAAACCAGCUGUCUGCAACGCCUGUCACAAGAUUGUGGGCUGGUGACGUUGAACGUGUCUGCUCUAUUGCUCGAGUCUAUGGAGACCUACAAUGCAAGCCUCUACCCCACUGAGCAUGAGGAGGACGAUGAGAGGAUCGUGGCAGAAGGGGAUGACAAUCAUGAGGAGGCCGACCCUGUGACCCAUGCUGAGCUGCCGUGCCGCGUGGAGCUGGGAAGACAAGCGUCUGAAGUUCUGGCGCAGGGAGGCGUGGUCCCUGACCAGCUUCUCGUAUUUCUUGUGCUGCAGGCGUUGAGGGAAUUGCCGGAGCAGACGGGCUGGAUACUAGACGGCUUUCCUGCGACAGUGCAACAGGCUAAGCUGUUGGAGAAGGCCCUCACUGGAUGGGACGAAGACCUCGAGGAAGGAAGCUCGAAGGAGCUGGGGCAGCAGGGUAGCGGCACCGCUAGCGGAAAGGUGUCACUGCUGGUGCAGGACCCCUUUGCCCCACCCAAAGCGCCACCUCCUCCACCCGCUCUGGACCUGGCUCUGGUCCUCACGCUGUCCAACAGCGCUGUGUUCGAAAGAGCUGAGAGUGCGUCUUGUGCCAAGGCUGUUGAAAACGGAGCGGAGGUGGACCUGGAUCAACUACCCAACAAGCUGGUAGGAUUUGAAAAACACUGGCCUGACCUGGAGCAGUGGUUUGGGCCUAGGCACGGAGUGCUGCAAAGUGUGUGUGCCGAGACAGAUCAGGACUUGUUUUACCAGGGAAUGAAGCGCAUCUUUGAAGAAACCCUUCUGCACAAGCAGCAAAUCAGUAGGCCUGAAGAGGAGCCUUUGUUGGAGGAUAACACAGCAGCCAUUAUCCAAGAGCCUCCUAUGGUCGACAGUGACCAACCACAAGAAGAAGAGAUUCCUAGCAUGCUUGGGGAAGUACCAAGCACACCAACCAUGAGCUCCCAGCAGAAGGGCGCCUCUCCAGGCCGAUCCCCUAAAGGCUCACGGAGAAGAACAUCAAAGUCCCCGGCAUCAGCGGACAAGAAGGAACGGGCGAAGAGCAAGGAGAAGAAAGGGAAAUCUCCCCCUCGCUCUGGCAAAGCGAAGGGUGGCGGGAAGGAGCAAGCCAUUCCGGAGCCCAUCGCAGUCGAGACCGUCCCACCAGGCCCAACACCUGGGAGCUCUGAGUGGGAGUAUGUGGACCAGCCCCUGACUCUGGAGAUGGCCACUUAUCUCGGUGGUUUUUGGGACAACAUGGAGCGGACGUACAUUUCCAACUGCAAAACGGUGUUUCACAAUUUAAGGCGGGAAAGAGAAGCCAUCAUGCACCAUCUUUACGAUAUCAGGCAGGAGUUUGUGGAGUUUCUGCGGAGACCCGACCACAAGCAGGAGUUUGUACAGCGCUGGCAGAUUGAGCUGAAUGAGCUGCCAGGCUACCUGAGGGGCGAUGAUGACACACGAGCAGAGAUGCAUCAGCGCGCACAGGAUCUGAAGGAGAAGUUGUGGGACAUCACCGAUGGGCGGAAGGAGGAGGCGGAGAGGGAGCUGCUGUCUGUGAUGCACGACGGCUGGCUCAAUGCACGGCUCGCUGCAUUCGCCAACCACCACAUCGCACUCAUGCAGGUGGAAAUGGAGCGCUGGCAGGACGCGGUUCUGUUCUUGCGGGACUACUACGUGGGCAUUCAGGGCCGGGUGGGAGCCGGUGGGCUGGGAGGGGAGCGCGAGGCAUUCCGCCUCCCCCUGCUUCCGCCGCCCCCGCUGGCUCCGGCAGCAGACGAGGAGAAAGCGUCGCGUGCCGCCCCCGGGAAGUCGGGGGCGGACGCGACGGUCACCGGGCCCGGCAGCCCGAGCAGCCGAGAGAGAGUGUCGCGCGGCAGGGGCGGGCGCGACAAGAGCGAUGCGCUGUCGGCAGAAUCGCCAACGUCGCACGCCUCCCAGGAGAUCAUCCAAGAGGCCUCGCAAGCCGCGCUGGCUGUGGCCGCCCUGAUGGUUUCUGAGGAGCUGGCAGUGUUGGAGCAGAAUGGUAGAGACGAUGAACAAAACGAUGGAGAAAGGGCAGCAUCUGCAAGUCGAAAACCCACCUCUGGCAAAGCGAAAGGUUCUAAGAUUGCCAAGAAGAAGGAGCCAAAAGGAUCUGGGAAAAAAAAGGGAGCGCCCAGCCCCAGUGUGCCAAUGCAAGUGGAGGAAGUGGACCCUGAAGUGGUGGCACAGAAGGAGCGCAAAGCCAAGAUGCAUCAGGAGCAUGCUUGUGCCUUAAAGCAUGAGGAAACCUGCCUGAGACAGCGACUGGACACGGUGAAGGAGCAAGCUCUCUCGGCAAUCGGGGCCCUCCGCGCGGCGAGUGCGGAGGCGUACCAGGCCAUGCAGGACUCGCUGGGCCAACGCUACCACGCCGAGAUGCACAGCAUUGAGCAGCUGCUGGAUGUGAUUCAAGGCGCCGUGGAGUCGGGGACUCCGCUGCAGCCUGAGCUGGUGCUGCAGCAGGACUCCUUCUACCUAAGCACAGAGGCGCGCAUGUACGAGGAGCCUCCUCCCCCCGCCCCCCCGCAGCCCUCCGAGCCUCUCCACCCCCAGCACUUCACUGUGGAGCAGCUGAUGUCCUUCCAUCGGCACCUGCUAGAGGCUGCGCCUGCAGGAUAUAUUUCCACUUUAGAUUUCAUCGACUUCCUGCAUGCUCUGGGUUCUGGUGGUACAGGGAGUGAAUCUCUGCCAGAGGCCUGGCUAAACAUGUCGCACACACAGAUUGCGGCGAUCGCACACCAAGUGCAAGGCGGCGUGGAGCUGUUGGACUGGCGCAGGCUGCUGGUGCUGGCGGCCUGGCCCUGGCCACUGCCCUCGGUGACCCAGCUGCUGGCGGUGCUGGCAGCCUGCCGGAAAGCCGACCCUGAAAGCUCCGGCUUCUUGUCUCAGGAGCAGUACGACCAGAUCGAACUGUGGUUUAAAGAUGCUGUGCCAACAGAAAAUACGUGUGACUUAUAUGAUCGGCUGGGGAAUCUGAAACAGGCCCUCUUUACCUUGCUCGGACAAGGGGAGAAGAUAGACUACAAGAGCAUGUUGCUGUACUUGGCCUGUGGUGAAGAUGGACAGGAUGGCUUCUAUCGAGCACUGAGUGUGGCGGCGGCAGCAGCAGCAAUGGCUUUGCCUGGGGAUCCAUCUACUCCCCCUCCCCAGACAGAGGGUCUGGAUUCUGGGCCUUUGGAAUCUGUCUCUCUGGACGCUUUGCUCACGGUCCUCCACCAUGCCGGGGCAAUUGCCGAGGACACCCAUCGCUUCAGCCACCCGAACGAGACGCGUGCACACCCGUACCUCGAGGAACACAUCGUUCAGGUGUUCCGAGAUCUGGGAUCGGAAGACCUAGAGCCUGUUCGUUUCCAGGCACUAAUCAAGCAUCCACUGAUUGAAGAAAUGAUCAGCUUGAUUUUAAAAUUCAAAUUAGUGGUAAGGGAUGAUUUGCUCAUCCCGACGAAUGUACUACCCUAAAACAUAUGUCAUAUGCAGUUAAAUUCAAUUAACCAGAUUAACCGUGCAUGCGAAAAAAUCUUAAUAUUUUACGUGGGCACAUUUUGUUGGUUGCUUCUCACUCGUUGGGGGUCUGUGACUCUGUGCCCCUGGGAUCGGCUUAACAACGGCAAGUAAAACCAACAAUCUUUAGGAAGCGAUGAAAACAGACGACGCAUUCAAUGUUCUUACCCCCCCCCCAUCCCACUCCACCUCCCCCCCGCCCAUUCUACGUAGCUAAACAAUUAAUAUAUUUUGACAGUCUAAUUUACGUGUGUUUUGCACUAUUGUAGAUGACCGAGAGUCGAUUAUAUUCGGGUUUGAUAGACAGGAAGCAUUUAGCUCUCGAGUAACCAAAUGCAGGAUGGUGCAACAGGCAGGAUAAUUAUUUAUAUCGAUAACACUGGUCAAUACACUUUUUCUGGCAUAAGGUAUUCCAACGGUUUUAAGGUAAUUUUGGGGUGCUGAUUCCAAAUCAGGUUUUUGAGAUAUCAAAUAUUGCAUUUUCAAUAUAAACUGCAGAAGAAAAAUAUUAAAUAAAUGUGGAUAUCUACAUAAAAUGAUAUUAUAAACACACUAUCCUAAAAAUACAGCACCAUAUUUUAACACUAAAGCAGUCACUGACUCGCAACAACUUGCAAUCAUGAGUGACAGAGUUAAUUUCUGGUAAAAUCAAUGAAAAUGGGGUAUGCCGAUAGCAUAAAAAUGAGAUGUGAUAGAGCAAAUCUGAGAUCAGAUUUGAAAUCAGCACCCUGAAAUUAGUCUAAAACAGCUGCAAAAGUCCAGGCCAGAAAAAAUAUGUUUUUUUUGUUGACCAGUGUAAUUAAUUGAAAUCAGACUGCUUUUCAAAUCUCAUUCUCUUAAAUGUAUUGGAUUUUUGUUUUGAGAUUACAACCAAUCUUCUUUGGAAUUACAAUCAACCUCCUUCAGGUACUCUUCAUAAAAAUGGUCUCACUCUAAAGCAGAGGUUGGCCAAUCCGCCAAGCAGUGCGAUCCGCUCUGGCGGAUCUCAACGGGCUCUGCUAUUCCACCAGAAAGCUACGACCAACAAUUACCCUUGUAGAGUUUAACACAUUAAGUACUAGCACCCAUCUAUUGGUAGACGUUAUUAUCUUGUAUUCUUUCAAUGAAUCCUUAGUAGUGGAUUUUUUGUUUGUUUGCUAUCAUCCGUACUGAAAAUUGUUGUUUGCUUAUGGUAGUGUUCUGGUUUGUCCUGAGAUGCACAACACAUGUUCUGCAAUCCACCCGUGGAUCUCAAUCAACGUAUUGGCCACCGCUGAUCGAGACAAGUAUUUAAAUUGUUAUCUAACUGGGCCCAGUUACAGUGAUUGCGUUCCCACGCAUGCAUAUUUUACUCAUGGUAACAGUGUAUUGUAAGAGCAGUAGGUAAUCUUCUUGGUUCUUUCGGUAAAGUCACGUAGAAUGGAAAUAAUAAAAUACGUGACUUUACCGAAAGAACCAAGAAGAUAAAUCCCUGCAGUCACGAAAGCUUUAAAUCGAAAAGCAGUAGGUAACCUCGUAACAUAUCAAAUCAUAUUUUAAUCAUUCCCAUACAACAGGCGCUACAGUCUUAUUCCAAAAAAUGUUAUUGUAUCCAGUGUCCAAUAAAGAAUUUAAUCCAAUGUCUAAGCUCAGCAUGCUUACUUCUCAUGGCCGCUGUUCCGACGUUGCUAUUGGCUCGGCCCCUCUCUCCAUUCCUGUCUGCGGAAGGCAUAACCCCCAUCCCUUGUUGUUGUGACUCGAUUCACUUUCACAUCCUUUGUUUUUUGUAUCCUUCAUCUCAUCUUCACUCUCCAUCUCAUCGUCUGUCUUGCCCUCCUUCCUCUCACCUCUGUUAAACACUCUGUUCCUUACAUUUCCCUCCCCACUCCGCACCACGUGGCUAAAUCGUCUCGGUCUCACUUCCCUCGGUCUGGCGACAAUGCUUCGCAACCCCCAUUAUCCUGCUGUCGCACGCAUAGUCUGUCACUAACAGCACGACGUUUAUAUGAUGGGUGAAAUAUUGCGGAUGUCCUCUUAUCCACAUCGAAUUGAGACAAAUCUUUACGGAUAAGAAAAUAUAUGUUUGUUAUAUUCCACCAGCCUCUAAGACCAUAUGGAUCAACCAACGUUGCAUGAGAGCAUGUGCUCAAGUAGAAAAGCUCUGGACGGGUUUUUCAUCUGGCUGUCGCCUGAUAAAGCUAGUUGUAAUUACCGGCGAAAUGUCGUACUCAGUUUGUAAAUGUUGUGGCUUUGCUCUCCAACACACCGGUGUGCUGUACUAGUAACGAAUUGGUAUGUUCUGUUUACGUGACAAACCUUAUUAGUUGGCUGUGUCGGGUGGUGGCGGGUUUAACGACACAUUUAUAUUUACACGAUCUAACCUCAACAAAACCUGUAUUAUGGCUUUUCUUGAUUUCCGUUACUAUCGUGUUCUCUGUUCCAACAUCGUAGCCCUUCCUCAUCGUAUGGCUAAUGUUGGUGUAGAGCAGUAGCUGUAAUUGUACAUUGAGGUGUUUGAGCCAGAUGAUUGUGUCAGGAGUGACGGAGUGGGGUGUCACUCGUAUUGGUGAAUCGGGCGUCGAGCCUGCGUUAUAUGUUCUACGGUUCCGUUCCGGGAGACCACACAUCAGAG